UCCCAAAAAUCAAAGCUGGAUGACUCAGAAAACUCUAGAUUUUUGUUUGUAUAGGUGGCUAUACUUUAAUGGCAGGGAUAUGACUGAAUUUCAAUAUCGAAUUUAUGUGAUUCUGUAUCCAAUGUGGCUGUGAAUCUCUGUAAUGAUUCAUGUGUUCCAAUUCCAUAUCGAUUCUUAUAGGAAGAAAGUGGCAUUCCGACAUAUUCCUGGGAACAGUCGAAAACAAUGGGAAGGAGAAACACGUACGCGAGGCCCCGAGAGUGGUCACGAAUUUCACCGUGGAUCUGCUCGAGUUGAGGGCUCAGAGCGAACAGAGAUCCGCAACCGGCAAACCCUAGCAAACUGGGAAGCCUUUGCACGCUCGAAUCAACCCAACGAGCUCCCCGAAACCCUAAACCCUAGCAGGAGAGAAGAAAUUGUCGAGCAGAGACGGAAGGAAGAAAACGGGGCGUGGAGAGGCACUGAAAAAUAUGUGGAUGAAACCAAAAGCCGACGUGGCUUAUCCACCGCUGCAAGAAACGAAGACUACGUGGAGGGCAUUGAAGUUCAGGAAUAUAUACCUUCUUUUCUUCAACCAUCGGUUGCCUGCCAAAUGGAGGUCCUUCGCCCCCUUCGGAUACCGGUUCCGAAAUGCGGAUCUCCGAGAGGGAAGAUGGUGGUACAGCUGCGUCCUAUUCUUCAUGCGAACCACUUGGUUCAGCAUCGUCGGCGUAGGCGUCGGCGGCUUCUGAGGUCGGAAGCGACGGGGGGUCGGUCGCCGGAGGCGGCGGGAGGGAAGAUGGUGGUACAGCUGGUGGGAGCGUUCAACGAGGUGACGGAGAGGAUGAACUCGGUGUGGCUGUCGACGUGCUCCUCGAGGCUUCUCUUCAAGGCCUUGAAGCUCUCUAUCCCCAUCUUACAGUCUCUUCCUCCAGCCCCUGACGGCCGCUCUCCUCUCUCCAAGGCUCUCUCCCUUGCUCUUCUUCUCGCCGAUCUCCAGAUGGAUGGAGAAGUGAUCUCGGCGAGCAUAUUGAGCGAGAUUGUAGAGGCAGGUGCAAUAUCCAUUUAUGAAGUUAGAGACCGGAUUAGUACUGGCACUGCUCAUUUGCUGCACGAGAUUGUCCGCAUGAAAAGCAUCCCAUUUAAGAUUGAUGUGUUAGAUGACGAGACCGCAGCUGCCCUGAGGAAGUUCUACCUCACAUACUAUGAUGUCAGAGCUGUGAUCAUGGACCUCAUUCUGAAGCUUGACAAGAUGAGGCAUUUAGAUCACUUGCCGAGAUAUAGCCAGCAGAUGCUCUCGCUCGAGGUGAUGAAGAUCUAUGCUCCAUUGGCUCACACUGUGGGAGCCAAUCGCCUAUCCUUGGAGCUCGAGGACCUCUCUUUCAGCCACCUUUUCCCGUACUCAUAUCUCUAUCUUGAUUCUUGGUUAAGAAAUCAUGAGUCCGGGUCUACGCCUCUGAUAGAUGUGUACAAAGAGCAUCUUCAUCAGGCUUUGAAGGCUGAUCCAGCCUUGGCCACGAUGACGGAUGAUGUUAUUGUAAAAGGUCGAUAUAAAAGCCGGUACAGCAUGAUGAAGAAGCUCUUGAGAGAUGGGCGUAAGCCCGAAGAAGUGAACGAUGUGCUCGGAUUACGAGUGAUAUUGAUGCCGAGUUCUGCUGCAGACACUGCUAACACGGGAGAAGAAGCUUGCUACAGGACCCGUCAAAUUAUCCAAUCUUUGUGGAAGGAGAUACCAGAGAGAACGAAAGAUUACAUUGCGCAUCCAAAAGCAAAUGGGUAUAGGAGUUUACACAUGGCGGUGGAUGUGAGCGAGAGGGGUCGGGUGAGACCUCUGAUGGAGAUACAGAUACGGACAACAGAUAUGGAUGCAUUGGCAAACGCUGGCACUGCAUCACAUUCGUUGUACAAGGGUGGUCUAACAGACCCCGAAGAGGCAAAGCGGAUAAAGGCGAUAAUGAUGGCUGCUACAGAACUUGCUGAGAUACGGAUGAAGGAUCUUUCGUAUGGCAAAAGCCAAGGUUGGAAGGGAAAGCAAAGAGAGGGAGAGGGAGUAUUCUCACUGCUUGACAAGAACGGGGAUGGAAGGAUAAGCAUAGAGGAGCUAAUAGAGGUGAUGGAAGAGCUGGGAGCCCCAGGAGAGGAUGCGGAGGAGAUGAUGCAGCUUCUGGACUUGAACAAUGACGGGUCUCUGAGUUGUGAUGAAUUCGACAACUUCCAAAAACAGGUGGAGUUUACCAGGAAAUUGGAAGAAAAGGAUCGAGAGUACAGGAGCAUGCUGGAUGAGAAACUUCAUCAAGUUUCAUCAUCAUCAUCUCCUCUGGUUUGAUUCAGCUCAACAGCAGGGAGCUCGGCAAUGCACACCCACUUCCUAAUCAUUCCUGAAUUGUGCCAUUUGAAACUAGUAUCGUGUAUGUAUAUACAUAAAUGGGGGAUGCAAACAAAUAAUUAUGCACAUAGAGAGUGUGUGUGUGUGUGUGUGAUACAAACUGCAAAUGGUAUGGGAUUGCAUCCGCUUGCACA
This is a messenger RNA of Tarenaya hassleriana, 2499 nucleotides long. RefSeq names its product probable GTP diphosphokinase CRSH, chloroplastic. Lineage: Eukaryota; Viridiplantae; Streptophyta; Magnoliopsida; Brassicales; Cleomaceae. The transcript is spliced from 4 exons. Bases 143 to 2305 code for a protein of 720 amino acids. Gene Ontology annotation, molecular function: calcium ion binding. Gene Ontology annotation, biological process: guanosine tetraphosphate metabolic process. The record is from RefSeq and is a predicted model, not a curated record.